Aegilops tauschii subsp. strangulata is the source of this 1734-nucleotide messenger RNA. RefSeq lists its product as uncharacterized. Gene Ontology annotation, molecular function: protein binding. NCBI's taxonomy places the organism in Eukaryota, Viridiplantae, Streptophyta, Magnoliopsida, Poales, Poaceae. The record is from RefSeq and is a predicted model, not a curated record.
CUUCCCCCAAUUCGCGAAAUUUCAAACCCAAUCGAACGCUUCCAAACCCUAGGCGAGCUGCGGGCGGCGGCCGCUCGCGAGCAUCCAGCCAUCGAUCGCCAUGGCGCCGCCUCGCCCCCCUCCGGCCCGCGGCGGACGCCGCCCACCCCCUAAGUCCGCGCCCCUCCGUCCGGAGGAGGAGCUGCUCCUCGAGGCAGCGUCCGACGGCGACCUCGUCCUCUUCAAACGGCUGGCGAGGAUGAUGGACGGCGGGCGCGGGCGCGUCACGGAGGCGGUAGAGGCCGUUGUGGAGUGCACGGCGGGGGCGCUGCACCUCGCCGCCGGCCAAGGGGAAUUGGCGAUGUGCAGGUACCUGGUCGAGGAGCUCCGGGUGGAUAUCAACGCCAUCCACGACGGAGGUGAAACGCCUCUGGCUUAUGCAAUUAAUGGUGCAAAUAUAGCUACUGUGAAGUAUCUUCUGGACCAUGGUGCUGAUCCAGAUAAAGUUGAUGACAAAGGAUUUACUUCUCUCCAUAUUGCAGCUGAAGAAGGAUAUUGCAAUAUAGUGGAGCUCUUGCUUUCUAGAGGGGCUUCCGUUGAUGCAUUAUCUAAUCGUGGUACACCACUGCACCUUGCUGCUACUAAUGGUCAUCAUCAAACAGUGAAGAUUUUGUUGGACCACAACGCUGAUUGCAAUAAGAUUGUGAAUGGUGUCUACACACCUCUCCUUGUAUCUAUUUAUGCUCCGUCACUAAAAUGUGUGAAGCUACUAAUCCAGGCUGGUGCUGAUGUAAAUGGUGUGGGUAAUAUAACCCCCUUAAUAGCUGCUGUUGGGUUAACUGAGUGCAUGAAGUGCUUAUUGGAAGCUGGUGCUGACCCAAACGUCCCUGAUGAAUUUGGCAGGAUGCCAAUAGAGUUUGCGGCAAUAUGUGGUACACGAGAAGAUGUUGAGAUCCUAUUUCCUUUAACUUCUCGUAUUCCGGCUGUACGUGAUUGGAGCGUCAAUGGAAUAAUAUAUCACGCAUACUCAUUGCCAGGGCAAAAGUUCUAUGAGAGGGGGCUGGAAAGGGACACAGCUAGUUUGAAAUUUCAAGGAAGAAAGGCACUCGAGAGAAAGGAUUACCUUUCUGCAAUUGAACUAUACACUAAGGCAAUGGGCCUUGAUUAUGAGGAUGCGACCCUGUACUCAGAUAGGAGUCUCUGUUUUCUCCAAAUUGGCGAGGGAGACAAAGCCUUUGCGGAUGCUUAUACUUGUAGAAUGAUGCGCCCUGAUUGGCCAAAGGCCUGCUAUCGGCAGGGAGCAUCUCUAAUGCUGAUGAAGGAUUAUGAAAAGGCCUGUGGUGCCCUUUUUGAUGGUUUGAAAAUGGACCCAUGGAAUCUUCAGAUUGAGAACGCUUUACGGGAGGCUAUGGAUUCCUUGAGGAUAUCUCGUGGCGCUAAGACUGUAUCGAAGUGCCCAUAGGAGCUUGUUUACCGCCUGCCUGCACGAGUCUGCUUGCUUCUGCACGAUUUUUUCCGAGUUCUGUCCAUAUGCUUUUAUAUUGUAGAUAGAGAAGCAGUUAGAUUGUGUGCAAGUGUGGGUUUUCCGUAGUAGUCGCUGGCUGGCACGCUUCGAGGUGUGUUUGUUAAUGACUUGUGUCUACUGAGCGCUGCAUAAAUGUAAAAUGAUAUACGACACACUUAACUACUGUGGUUCUUUUUGAGGGAGCUUAACUACUGUAGUUAAUUCUUUUUGAGGAAUUGAUGCUUAGAUGA